Messenger RNA from Exaiptasia diaphana, 1368 nucleotides. RefSeq names its product neuropeptide FF receptor 2-like. The coding region runs from base 236 to 1297 and encodes 353 amino acids. The transcript has a single exon. The record is from RefSeq and is a predicted model, not a curated record. NCBI's taxonomy places the organism in Eukaryota, Metazoa, Cnidaria, Anthozoa, Actiniaria, Aiptasiidae. Gene Ontology annotation, molecular function: G protein-coupled receptor activity. Gene Ontology annotation, cellular component: membrane. Gene Ontology annotation, biological process: G protein-coupled receptor signaling pathway.
UGGAUUGAAGGCGUUCAUAAGGAAACAUUCAACAGUCUGUGGUAGGUUUAGUACAAAAAGCCGCUACAAAGCGAGACUGCAGUACAUUGUCCUUUAUACGAACGAGGAAUCCUACGACCAUAUCUGUAAAUUUGAACUUUGGUUACAAGCCUUGUGUAUUAUAAUAUAAGCGAUAGCCACACUGAGCCUCAGUAUCAGAAAGAAAUCAAGACAAUACACAGCAGUUAGUCAAGAAAUGGUGUWUUUGAAUGAUUCWACAACAGAAACUAAAGCCAACGCCCAAGAAGAAAGCUGGAUAUUAGCGUUUAUAUUCAUAUCCCAUGGRAUAAUAAGUGUUCUCGGGAUAUUAGGUAAUGUACUGGUACUUAAGGCUAUAGUAAGCAACAGAAGACGUAAAGUCAGUGACUACYUAAUMGUGAAUCUWUGUGGAACUGAUYUGGGUGCAUGUACAGUAAGCAUUCCAUUGGAUUUAGUGGAGCGCGCUUGGAAGUCUUUUCCAUUUGGGUCAUUUCUCUGUAAGAUAGUGUAUCCUUUCCAAACGAUCUUAAUGGCUUCCUCRGUSAUGACACUAUUGGCAAUGAGCUAUGAACGUUAUCGUAUGAUUGUUACGCCAUUUAAGCAGCAUAUAAGGCCUAGAACUGCUAUAUGUACUAUAAUAGUGGCAUGGCUGAUAUCUAUWUUAUUGGUAGUACCCUAUAUGCUUGUGUUGCAACUCGAAGGAAACCAAUGUCUAGAGAACUGGYCGCUUGAUAUCCACCGAAAGGCCUUCACUUUAAGUAUAUUUAUACUCCUUUACGCCAUUCCUAUGUUUCUAAUCACUGUUUCAUAUACACGCAUUGUAAGAAACCUGUACCAGGACUCCAAAAGACAAGUUAUAGAAUGCUACUCCAUCAGCAGUGACCGAAGCGAAAGACGAAUCGCAAUGAUGAUAGCAAGAGUUCAGCGUAAUAUGCGAGUUGUGAAAGUAUUYAUGGUCGCSGGGAUAGUAUUUGCGGUGUGUAUGCUCCCAACCCAUAUAUGUUGGCUAUGGCAUGAYUACGGAAGCGGAUCAACCAAUGUACACUUUACUAAAAUAGUGACAUUCACAAACGUUUUAAUGUACUUGAACAGCGCUAUUGAUCCAUUUAUCUUCGGUUCGUUGAAACURCAGAGACUGUUUUUUGAUGUUAUUUGCUGCCGCAUUUGUAGGGAUCCAGAGAGAGAGUUUUUUACUCUUCGAACCGCGAAUAAAACAAUGGAAGAAAGUGCGACAGAUAACGAAACGGAUCGGAAAAUCUCGCAGUCUAGUAAUCGAUAACCCAUCGGAGGUGUCUCGACGUAUUAUACAUUAGCUGAUGCACUGCAAGRGCUCCAGAGAGGGUCUUAGUU